Messenger RNA from Dendronephthya gigantea, 1302 nucleotides. Its product is annotated as zinc finger MYM-type protein 1-like. The transcript has a single exon. The coding region runs from base 1 to 1302 and encodes 433 amino acids. NCBI's taxonomy places the organism in Eukaryota, Metazoa, Cnidaria, Anthozoa, Malacalcyonacea, Nephtheidae. The record is from RefSeq and is a predicted model, not a curated record.
AUGGAAACGAACCGUCGUUGUUUUUUGGAGAUAUUGGAUGCAAUACAGUAUUUGGCUCGUCAAGGCUUACCUCUUCGAGGAGAUGAUGACGAAGAAUCAAAUUUAAUUCAGUUCCUAAAGAAGAGAUUGAAAUCGUUUCCAGAGCUAAAAGAUUGGCUAGCAAGAAAACAAGUCAAGUUUACAUCACAUGAUAUUCAAAAUGAGGUGCUUAACAUAAUGGCUAAUAAUGUGGUAAGAGCAUUACUAAAGAGUAUAAGCGGGAAUAUUUAUUCUAUCAUGGCAGAUGAAUAUACAGAUGUUUCGAACAAAGAGCAGCUAACAUUUUGUUUACGUUGGGUGACAGAUGCUCUUGAUGUUGCAGAAAAAUUUUUAGGAUUUUACGAAGUACCAAACAUUAGGAGUGCAACAAUAGUCGCGGUACUAAAGGACAUCUUAUCUCGAUAUCAACUAAAUCCAGAUCUAUGUCGUGGUCAAUGCUAUGAUGGCAGUAAUAUGCUUGGUAAAUCAUCUGGUGUAGCAGUGCAGAUACGAGAGCUACAACCACUGGCCCUGGAGACGCAUUGCCAUGCACAUUCUUUAUCACUAUCAGUAAAGGAUACUACCAAACACAUUAAAAUUUUGCGUGAUACAAUGGGCACAGCCGGUGAAAUUGUGAUCCUAAUAAAAUACUCGCCGAAACGGGAGAACAUGCUUGGAAUGAUGAAAGAUCAAAUAGAGUGCGAUUCCGAAGAGGUUUUCAAAGCCAAUGGGAUACUUAAACUUUCAGAGACACGCUGGACCGUUAGAGCAGACUGCUUCAAAAGAAUCUUAGAAAAUUACGAUGAUCUAAUGAGAGUCUGGGAGCAUUGUUUGGAGAAUGACCGUAUGCAGACCGACGUGAAAUCUCGGAUCAGUGGCGUAAAAAAACAAAUGAAAUCUUUUGAUUUCUUUUUUGGAUUGAAUAUUGGUCACCGACUAUUUUCCCACACAGAUAACCUAUCUAGAACAUUACAGGCUGAAAAAAUGUCUGCUUGCCAAAGUAAAAGAAAUGCAAACCUGGUGGUCAGCGUCUUAGAAGGAAUGAGAAGUGAGGAAUCAUUCAAUAGUUUGUACGAUUCCAUCAUUUUGAAAGCAAAGCAGCAUUCUUUCAUAUCAGAACCUACCAAUAAAAGAAAAAGGAAAGCCCACGACUACUCAAUCGUAACGUUUCUUGAUGGCAGCAGUAGCAGUGAACCAGCAUAUCACCCUUGCACAGCACGCGAUAAUUACCGAAGUAUUUAUUACGAGGCAUUAGAUACAUUGGUUACAUCGAUCAAGGAAUGA